Molecule: messenger RNA, 6144 nt
Organism: Canis lupus familiaris (dog)
Lineage: Eukaryota; Metazoa; Chordata; Mammalia; Carnivora; Canidae
Gene: ASAP1
Product: ArfGAP with SH3 domain, ankyrin repeat and PH domain 1
Exons: 31
Coding region: 131-3538 (1135 amino acids)
Biological process (GO): positive regulation of GTPase activity
Cellular component (GO): cytoplasm
Molecular function (GO): protein binding; GTPase activator activity
Source: RefSeq, a predicted model, not a curated record
GGCCGCCGCCGCCCUCCGUCCGCAGGGCCGCCCGCGCCCGCCCGGGGCUGCGGCGCGCGCCAGCCAUGGAAUGAUGCCCACGGCCCGCCCGGUCCCGGUCCCGGUAAUUCUCUGAUGUGACGGCUGAGACAUGAGAUCUUCAGCCUCCAGGCUCUCCAGUUUUUCGUCAAGAGAUUCACUAUGGAAUCGGAUGCCGGACCAGAUCUCCGUCUCCGAGUUCAUCACCGAGACCACCGAGGACUACAACUCGCCCACCACGUCCAGCUUCACCACGCGGCUGCACAACUGCAGGAACACCGUCACGCUGCUGGAGGAGGCUCUAGACCAAGAUAGAACAGCCUUGCAGAAAGUGAAGAAGUCUGUAAAAGCAAUAUAUAAUUCCGGUCAAGAUCACGUACAAAAUGAAGAAAACUAUGCACAAGUUCUUGACAAGUUCGGAAGUAAUUUUUUAAGUCGAGACAACCCAGAUCUGGGCACCGCUUUUGUCAAAUUUUCUACUCUUACAAAGGAACUGUCCACGCUGCUGAAAAAUCUGCUCCAGGGUCUGAGCCACAAUGUGAUCUUCACCUUGGACUCCUUGUUAAAAGGAGACCUGAAGGGAGUCAAAGGAGAUCUCAAGAAGCCAUUUGACAAAGCUUGGAAAGAUUAUGAGACAAAGUUUACAAAAAUUGAGAAGGAGAAAAGAGAGCAUGCAAAGCAGCACGGGAUGAUCCGCACAGAAAUCACAGGAGCCGAGAUCGCAGAGGAGAUGGAGAAGGAACGGCGCCUCUUUCAGCUCCAAAUGUGCGAAUAUCUCAUUAAAGUUAAUGAAAUCAAGACUAAAAAGGGUGUGGAUCUGCUACAGAAUCUUAUAAAGUAUUAUCAUGCACAGUGCAAUUUCUUUCAAGAUGGCUUGAAAACGGCUGAUAAAUUGAAACAGUACAUUGAGAAACUGGCUGCUGAUUUAUAUAAUAUAAAACAGACCCAGGAUGAAGAAAAGAAGCAGCUAACCGCACUCCGGGACUUAAUAAAAUCCUCUCUUCAACUUGAUCAGAAAGAAUCUAGGAGAGAUUCCCAGAGCCGGCAAGGAGGGUACAGCAUGCAUCAGCUGCAGGGCAAUAAGGAAUACGGCAGUGAAAAGAAGGGUUACCUGCUGAAGAAGAGCGAUGGGCUCCGGAAAGUGUGGCAGAGGAGGAAGUGCGCUGUCAAGAACGGGAUUCUGACCAUCUCACAUGCCACGUCUAACAGGCAACCGGCCAAGUUGAACCUUCUCACCUGCCAAGUAAAACCAAAUGCCGAGGACAAGAAGUCUUUUGACCUGAUAUCACAUAAUAGGACAUAUCACUUUCAGGCAGAAGAUGAGCAGGAUUAUGUAGCAUGGAUAUCAGUAUUGACGAAUAGCAAAGAAGAGGCCCUAACCAUGGCCUUCCGUGGAGAGCAGAGCACGGGAGAGAACAGCCUGGAAGACCUGACAAAAGCCAUUAUUGAGGAUGUCCAGCGGCUCCCUGGGAAUGACGUCUGCUGUGAUUGUGGCUCGUCAGAACCCACCUGGCUUUCCACCAACUUGGGUAUUUUGACCUGUAUAGAAUGUUCCGGCAUCCAUAGGGAAAUGGGGGUUCACAUUUCUCGCAUUCAGUCUUUGGAACUAGACAAAUUAGGAACUUCUGAACUCUUGCUGGCCAAGAAUGUAGGAAACAAUAGUUUUAAUGAUAUUAUGGAAGCAAAUUUACCCAGCCCCUCGCCAAAACCCACACCUUCAAGUGAUAUGACUGUACGGAAAGAAUAUAUUACCGCAAAGUAUGUAGAUCAUAAGUUUUCAAGGAAGGCCUGUUCAUCUCCAUCAGCUAAACUGAAUGAAUUGCUCGAGGCCAUCAAAUCCAGGGAUUUACUUGCACUAAUUCAAGUCUAUGCAGAGGGGGUGGAGCUAAUGGAACCACUGCUGGAAUCCGGACAGGAGCUUGGGGAGACAGCACUUCAUCUUGCAGUCCGAACUGCAGACCAGACGUCUCUCCAUUUGGUUGACUUCCUUGUACAAAACUGUGGGAACCUGGAUAAGCAGACAGCCCUGGGCAACACGGCUCUACACUACUGCAGUAUGUACGGUAAACCCGAGUGUUUGAAGCUUCUUCUCAGGAGCAAGCCCACCGUGAGUGUCGUUAACCAAGCUGGGGAGACUGCCCUGGACAUAGCAAAGAGAUUGAAAGCCACCCAGUGUGAAGAUCUGCUUUCCCAGGCUAAAUCUGGGAAGUUCAACCCACACGUCCACGUGGAAUAUGAGUGGAACCUGCGACAGGAGGAGAUGGAUGAGAGCGAUGAUGACCUGGAUGACAAACCGAGCCCCAUCAAGAAAGAGCGCUCCCCGAGGCCUCAGAGCUUUUGCCACUCCUCCAGUAUCUCCCCCCAGGACAAGCUGUCACUGCCGGGCUUCAGCACCCCGAGGGACAAGCAGCGGCUCUCCUACGGCGCCUUCACCAACCAGAUCUUCGUCUCCACAAGCACAGACUCGCCCACGUCACCGACCGCAGAGGCUCCUCCGCUGCCUCCUAGAAACGCCGGGAAAGGUCCAACUGGCCCACCUUCAACACUCCCUCUAAGCACCCAGACCUCUAGUGGCAGCUCCACCCUGUCCAAGAAGAGGCCUCCUCCCCCACCACCCGGACACAAGAGAACCCUAUCCGACCCUCCCAGCCCACUACCUCACGGGCCCCCAAACAAAGGCGCAGUUCCUUGGGGUAACGAUGUGGGUCCAUCAUCAUCAAGUAAGACCGCAAACAAGUUCGAGGGACUGUCUCAGCAAUCCAGCACCGGUUCUGCAAAGACUGCCCUUGGUCCAAGAGUUCUUCCUAAACUACCUCAGAAAGUGGCACUAAGGAAAACAGAAACCAGCCAUCACCUCUCCCUAGAUAAAGCCAACAUCCCGCCCGAGAUCUUCCAGAAGUCAUCGCAGUUGGCAGAGUUACCACAGAAGCCACCACCUGGAGACCUGCCCCCGAAGCCCACAGAACUGGCUCCCAAGCCCCAAAUUGGAGAUUUGCCACCGAAGCCAGGAGAACUGCCCCCCAAGCCGCAGCUGGGCGACCUGCCACCCAAGCCCCAGCUGGCAGACUUACCUCCCAAGCCACAGAUGAAGGACCUGCCUCCCAAACCACAGCUGGGGGACCUGCUGGUGAAACCCCAGACCGGAGAUGUCUCACCCAAGGCACAGCAGCCCCCCGACGUCACGCAGAAGGCACACCCGGCGGAUCUCUCCCCAAAUGUGCAGUCCCGAGACGCCAUCCAAAAGCAAGCAUCUGAAGACUCCAAUGACCUCACGCCCACUCUGCCAGAGACGCCCGUACCACUGCCCAGGAAAAUCAAUACGGGGAAAAACAAGGUGAGACGAGUGAAGACCAUCUACGACUGCCAGGCGGACAAUGACGACGAGCUCACGUUCAUGGAGGGGGAAGUGAUUGUCGUCACAGGGGAGGAGGACCAGGAGUGGUGGAUCGGACACAUCGAAGGACAGCCCGAACGGAAGGGGGUCUUCCCGGUGUCCUUUGUUCACAUCCUGUCCGACUAGCAGAAAGCAGAGCCCGACGAUUGUCCACAUCCUCAUGCGAGACUGCUGCCUGCACGUAACCCCGUGCACACGUGUGUAUAUAGCUGCUGUUACAGAACGAGAGACUCCCGGAAGGGCCACCUCAGGAGGGGACUCGGUGUGUGCUGUAAAUACCCCGUGGGCUCCGCCCUCGCCGGUGGUGGGGGGGCCCUGGGCCCGGCGCGCCGUCCUGGGCGCCCGGCACUUCCAUCCCGAUGCCCUUUUCCCAGCAGACAGACAAACCCAGGAGCAUAGGAGCUGCUGGCGUUGCGGGGAGAGGGUCUCCAGCAACCGCUGGGAGGCGGGGGAGCGGCUCUGUUCCUCACCAAACAGUAUUCGCAACCGCGUUGCCCACAGCGCAGCCUUAGCAGAGAGGUGGGUUCUGUUGUCCAGGUGAGACUUUCAGCUCCGUGAGAGCAGCCCGUAGUGCUAGCUGGGUGCACAGUUUACAGCUACCGCAACCGACGUGGGUAUUUAUUACAGAGAGAAGUGCUCGGUUCAGUGUGUAAGUGUUACUCCUCCGGCAAAGUGUCCACCGACCCAAAACCUUCGGUGGCACCUCACGGUCCCCACCGCCUCGCGCAGGGUAGGCCAGGUGGCUGUAUACUGUCUUCUGGCGAUGCGUGCCCGCCCCUGAGAUAUUACCUCAUUAUGCAGAAAUAACAUAUCCUUCACGACUAUUUUGACAAAAGCUUAAAACGCAUCUGAUGAAGUUCAACUCUGAGGAACCGAGGACCGCCAGGAAACAUUAGCCUCUACGUUAUGCAUGCAUUUAGAAGCUUACCUGAGAUCUGCCUUUUAUAAAGGAAUAGUACGGACAAGUGGAACUGUACGUUUUUUUAACUUGAUCGCCAUUAAAGCAGAAAUUAUAAGGUCGCAACACCUGUUUCUAGUCAGUCAUUUGGCUUUCCCAGAGCGUGAAGUUCCAUAUCCUAUCCUGAAUUCGCAUCCCGCACACGUGUUAAAAGCAUCUGAUACGUCAACUUAAAUUAUUCUCUUAGUCUUGUCCCCUGGUCAGUUUUAAACUCGUGAAAGACGGAUUCACGAAGAUGACGGAUUCAAAGGUCAGGCCCCCACCCCCCACCCCCCACGCUCUCCCCACCACCGAACCCGGGUGCCGAAACCAGCCUCUUCUUCCCCCGUGCUCUUGAUCACGCCCCAGUCGUAGGUGAGGUUCCCGGGCUUACGCUGUGCUGCGUAGACGCGGCACUGUCAAGCCAGGUCCCAGCCGAGUGCUCGGACGCCGCUGCGAGGGGCCCCGUGACCCGGCGGCCUCCCUGCAGCGAGUCUGCCUCCACGGCCUCCUGGUGCCAACACCGUGAGGAUGGGGUUGCGGCCAUCAGUCCGGGUUCUGGAAAGAACACAGUAGCUGCCCUCCCGGGGCAGCGGGGCUGCUCUCUUGAUUGCCAGGCUCGUGUGUCCCUCUGGCGUCACGUUUGCUUAAACUGCUUUGCUGGCAACAGCACCGAGAGCUAAGAGUUCUAAGCAGCUAACCUCGGCGGCGAGAGAGAAAGGUCCAUUUCACAGAAGCACAACUCCCCACCGACCCCUCGGAGAAGCCCCCGUAGCAGCGUCUCCGCGCUCAGUGAAUAGUGAUUUAGUUCUGCUUAAGUGAGUACUAUGAAAACUUCGAAUAACCACCUGAUAGGUAAACCUUGCAUGACAAACCUGCAACACAACAUCUCAGCUGUUCUGGAAAGUGAUGUUAAGCAGUUGUCGCCCGUGGAGGGGGGGACCCCGUGAGCUCCCCGCACAGAAGGCAGGCGUCGGGGAGCCCUUCCCGGGGCAUCUGCAGCCCCUGCUCGCAGGCCACGCUGGUGUCAGGACAGGAGGUCUCCGUCCGGAGUGACUUAGGGCCCUGGUUCAUUCAAGUACACGUUUUUAGUUGCAUUAAAGAACUAUUCGUUUUCGUGGCCUACAGUAUUUCCAGCUGAUCUCAAAAUAAACUGGUUUUUCUAAAAAAAAACUCAAAACCUAGAUGUCUAAAAUUACAUGGAGUCACUGUCUCUUCUUCUUUUCUUCUUUUGCAACAACUUUACACAAACGCAUUUUUUUUAAUGCCUCCCCGCCCCGGUUUUGUUUUUGUUUUCAUGAGGAAUCUGAGUUCUCUCUAACCCAGCUUACUGCGGGACAUAGGAAAGCUAGGUAUAAAUACCUUUGGUGAUCUCGGUCGGGUGUGAGUCUGAUAAGUGAACCACGAUCUGCAAUCUUGUACAUGAUAUAGUAUUUUGAAGGUUAUGGAACCUUAUGAAAAAAAAAUAGUUAAUUAGUUCUUUUUUUUCCCCCAGAGGGGAAAGUUACAUUCUGCAAAUAGUCUGUAUCUUAUUUUACUGUUGAACAGCAAUUGCUAUUUAUUUUUUUAUUGCCUAGAACUUCUACAUGUUGUGUAGGGAUCCCGUAGCGCCACCAGGUAAAUUCCAAACUCUCAUCUGGAUGUUACCACCAGACAUCAGUACGCUUGUCAUUUCACAUGUAUUUAAUGUGACUGUUUUUUCAGUACUGUAUGUGUUAAUUUCUACUUUUUUUAAUAUUUAAAAUUGCUUUUAAAUAAACAUAUUCUCAGUUGAUCCCAAACAUCUGAAAUCAAA